UUUAAAGAUUUUAUUUAUUCAUUCGAGAGAGAGAGAGAGAGAGGCAGAGACACAGGCUCACAGUGAAGCAGGCUCCACGCAGGGAGCCCGACGUGGGACUCGAUCCCGGGUCUCCAGGACCACGCCCUGGGCCGAAGGCAAGCGCUGAACCGCUGAGCCACCCAGGGAUCCCCUGGAAUCUAGAUUUCUAUUAGGCGUUGCGGAUGCGCAGAUGACCAUACUGAGGCCCUGAACCCACCUGCCGGUGUCGGCUGGUUUUAUAACCCGAUCCCUAGCUCGAGUUCUGCUCCGGGAGGACAAACCUCCCAACGUCCGUUUUGGAAACUGAGCUCAGCCAGAGUGGAUGCUGCAGGGGCGAGCCCCAAACCACAGCUGGCUUCACGCUGCCUGCUCCAGCCUCAGUGUCCAAAGUUGGCAGGCGCCUUUUCUCAAUGACCUCUCGCUGCACGGGACCAAGUCUCAACUUUUACACCAGUACGUUUAGUCUUCUGAGGCCAAACAUUGGAAGUUUCUUGCCGCAGGCAAACUGCUUAGACCUGAACCCCAACCUCAGGCCCACGACACCCGAAUUUUCUUUCUCGCGAGAAAUCGCUCGAGGAGGCUGUCAGCCAUCUUUUGUGUGGCUUCGUUUCUAGGGUCUCUUAACUUUGCCCCGUCUUUGUUAUGCCGAAGCGGUUCAGCCUUAUUUCUGAGUUGGCGCAAGCACUAUAGAGUCGCCCUUCCUCGUAAAGCUUCUAAUUGAAGAAGGAAGGAGAAGUCAGGUAUUCGUCGUCUCCGCCCUUCUCGACGUGGCGGUCUCCUAUGGCCGGCGGCUUCCUGUAGACUUCCGGCUUCCCGGCAGACCCUAGCGGGGCUGGACUUCCGGCCUCACGACGCAGGCGCGGGUCGCCCUUCUCGCUCUCUCCGGAGGUGCUCGUGAGCCCAGAAGCCAUGUCUUACCCCGCUGAUGAUUACGAGUCCGAGGCUGCUUAUGAUCCCUAUGCUUACCCAGGCGACUAUGAUAUGCACACAGGAGACCCAAAGCAGGAUCUGGCUUAUGAACGUCAGUAUGAACAGCAGACCUAUCAGGUGAUCCCCGAAGUGAUCAAAAACUUCAUCCAGUAUUUUCACAAAACCGUCUCGGAUUUGAUUGACCAGAAGGUGUAUGAGCUGCAGGCUAGUCGUGUGUCCAGCGAUGUCAUUGAUCAGAAAGUAUAUGAGAUCCAGGACAUCUAUGAGAACAGCUGGACCAAGUUGACUGAAAGGUUCUUCAAGAAUACACCUUGGCCUGAGGCUGAAGCCAUAGCUCCACAGGUUGGCAACGAUGCCGUCUUCCUGAUUUUGUACAAAGAAUUAUAUUACAGGCACAUAUAUGCCAAAGUCAGUGGGGGCCCCUCCUUGGAGCAGAGGUUUGAAUCCUACUACAACUACUGCAAUCUCUUCAACUACAUUCUUAAUGCUGAUGGUCCUGCUCCCCUUGAACUACCUAACCAGUGGCUUUGGGAUAUCAUUGAUGAGUUCAUCUAUCAGUUUCAGUCAUUCAGCCAGUACCGCUGUAAGACUGCCAAGAAGUCAGAGGAAGAGAUUGACUUCCUUCGCUCCAAUCCCAAAAUCUGGAAUGUUCACAGUGUCCUCAAUGUCCUCCACUCCCUGGUCGACAAAUCCAACAUUAACCGGCAAUUGGAGGUGUACACAAGUGGUGGUGACCCCGAGAGUGUGGCUGGCGAGUAUGGACGGCACUCCCUUUACAAGAUGCUUGGGUAUUUCAGCCUGGUGGGGCUUCUGCGUCUGCACUCCCUUUUAGGGGAUUACUACCAGGCCAUCAAGGUGCUGGAGAAUAUUGAACUAAAUAAGAAGAGUAUGUAUUCUCGUGUGCCUGAGUGCCAGGUCACCACAUACUACUAUGUCGGUUUUGCAUAUUUGAUGAUGCGUCGCUACCAGGAUGCCAUCCGGGUAUUUGCCAAUAUCCUCCUCUACAUCCAAAGGACCAAGAGCAUGUUUCAAAGGACUACAUACAAGUAUGAGAUGAUUAACAAGCAAAAUGAGCAGAUGCACGCGCUGCUGGCCAUCGCCCUCACCAUGUACCCCAUGCGAAUCGAUGAGAGCAUUCACCUGCAGCUGCGGGAGAAAUAUGGGGAUAAGAUGCUACGCAUGCAGAAGGGUGACCCACAGGUCUAUGAGGAACUUUUCAGCUACUCGUGCCCUAAAUUCCUGUCACCUGUGGUGCCCAACUAUGAUAAUGUGCACCCCAACUACCACAAGGAGCCCUUCCUGCAGCAGCUGAAGGUGUUUUCUGAUGAAGUGCAGCAGCAGGCCCAGCUCUCCACCAUCCGUAGCUUCCUCAAGCUGUACACUACCAUGCCUGUGGCCAAGCUGGCCGGCUUCCUGGACCUCACAGAGCAGGAGUUCAGGAUCCAGCUCCUUGUCUUCAAGCAUAAGAUGAAGAACCUGGUGUGGACCAGUGGCAUCUCUGCCCUUGAUGGUGAAUUUCAGUCGGCAUCCGAAGUUGACUUCUACAUUGAUAAGGACAUGAUCCACAUUGCAGACACCAAGGUCGCCAGGCGCUAUGGGGAUUUCUUCAUCCGGCAGAUUCACAAAUUUGAGGAGCUCAAUCGAACUCUGAAGAAGAUGGGACAGAGACCCUGAGGACAUUCACACUCUUUGUUAGGAACUCAUUUUAAGGUCUUUGUAGGUGGGGCCUCUUUUUGUCUCCAUGAAGCCUUUGCCUAGAUCAGCCAUCAGCAAUUCAGCUGAGUUGAAGUUUAUUUGGAUUAAGGACUGAAGUAUUUUAAAUAAGUCUCAGUAAAAGAUCUUCUUUGGA
Molecule: messenger RNA, 2800 nt
Organism: Nyctereutes procyonoides (raccoon dog)
Lineage: Eukaryota; Metazoa; Chordata; Mammalia; Carnivora; Canidae
Gene: EIF3L
Product: eukaryotic translation initiation factor 3 subunit L
Exons: 13
Coding region: 931-2625 (564 amino acids)
Biological process (GO): translational initiation
Cellular component (GO): eukaryotic translation initiation factor 3 complex; cytoplasm
Molecular function (GO): translation initiation factor activity; protein binding
Source: RefSeq, a predicted model, not a curated record